UUUUAUUUUUUUUAUUAUAGAUGGCACAGAUUUGGAAAGUUGUGGAAUUCCAAGACCGGAGUGCAGCAGUUGUGCCGUCCAGCUGGGUGGUAGAUGUUGACGGAGAAGUGGGAUGCUACUGGCCACCCUUUGGCGGAAACAAAGCUGUGAAGGUCGCCAUGAACUGCACCCCCCCGGGACAAGGAUGGCGAUUCCAUCAAAAAAUAAGGGUGCUGGCAACCUGUGGCACCUUUGCCAAAGCAGGACGUUACCUGACCCGAUCGCUUGAGGAAGGCUGCCUUACAGCAGACCUGCAAUCGGAUGAUGAUGAUGGAUGAUGGGGCCAAGGAAAAGACGACCAAACAAAAGGUAUUUGGAGGAGGACAGCGAGGAGGAGGCAGGACCAAGCCGUAGGGGGAGGAGGCCACCAUCUAUUGACGCCACUCAGCUGGACAGCGAGUGGCAAUUCCCCUCCCUUAAUGAAGACACCCAGCCAGGCCUGUUUCUUCACAGCCAGCCAUUAACUCAUGAUUCACUGUCGUCAGAAACCCCGCCAGGCCCUUUCCUUCACAGCCAGCCACUAACCCAUGAUUCACCCCAGCCACGUCACCGCUUCCAUGCCACACCUCUGCCAUCGCAACAGGGGAACAAUCAGUUGCUGCGUGAUUCACCGUCUUCAGAAACCCCGCCAGGCCCUUUCCUUCACAGCCAGCCACUAACCCAUGCCACACCUCUGCCAUCGCAACAGGGGAACAAUCAGUUGCUGCGUGACAUGGGCAUCAGCACAGUCAUCGCUCUCCUUGGCCAGCUGAGGGAGGAAAACAGGGAGCUGAAGGGGGAAGUAGGAAGGCUGGCGCAAGAGGUCAGGGCCCUAAGGAGAGAGAUGGGGAGACAAGACACACCCCAGACAUCGCCCCUAAUCAAGCUCCCACUCUCCACCAUGGAGGAGUUUUUGGCAGCAGAGGCCCUGGUGAAGGAAGAUGCCAAACAAAAGCAGCUAAUGGUGUCUACCUUAGCCCUUUGUGGAGGAACCAACGUAGGGGUCACAGUGAGACGGAUGCUGCGUAGCCUCCUGGUCAACAGCUUGGCCAGCCAAUUUAACUGGGCUGGAAAGGGGGAAAAAACUGCGUUUAAGGACACCAAGAUCCAUGAUGUCCUGUUUGGUAGGUUAUGCAUGUGCACAAAGCUGUAAAAGAGGGUAAAAUAGUAAGCUGUCGCAAGUACUUGCACACUACUUCUAAACGUUCUUUGAUAACUCCUUCACUAACUGUAACAUUACGAUUAUAAUGACA
Messenger RNA from Neoarius graeffei (lesser salmon catfish), 1271 nucleotides. RefSeq lists its product as uncharacterized. The coding region runs from base 314 to 1171 and encodes 285 amino acids. The record is from RefSeq and is a predicted model, not a curated record. The transcript has 11 exons. NCBI's taxonomy places the organism in Eukaryota, Metazoa, Chordata, Actinopteri, Siluriformes, Ariidae.